This is a messenger RNA of Leptinotarsa decemlineata (Colorado potato beetle), 1576 nucleotides long. Its product is annotated as nuclear regulator Bacchus. Lineage: Eukaryota; Metazoa; Arthropoda; Insecta; Coleoptera; Chrysomelidae. The record is from RefSeq and is a predicted model, not a curated record.
UCGGGUGCUGACGGUUUCCGUCGUGCCGGCCGGCGCCAUCUUAGAUUUUGAACGAACCUCGCAUAGAGCCGUUCAGUAGUUCGCCGAGCGUAGACAGUUGAAAGUCAAAUCGAUCCCGACGAAAACGUAAACAAAAUGAGUUCCAAAGAAAAUAACGAUGUUGCGGUUGAGAAACUAGACAACGAAAAGAGUACCGACAAGGUGGAGUUGAAGGGAACGAAAAGGGCGGCGGAGGACAAAACGGAGGAGGCCAAAAAAGCGAAAAAGGAAGAAAAUGGCGCGAAUUCAGAGGGUGAGGAGUUAGAAGAAGAAGAGGAGGAAGAAGGUAUUGAGGAAGAGGAAGAUACGGGGGAAGAAGAUAUUCCUGAAGGGGAGGAUGAUGAAAUAGAAGGAGAAGAAGACGAUGACGAAGUGGAGGGUGAAGAAGAAGUAAUAGAAGAAGAAGAAGAGGAGGAGGACGACGCAUAAUAGAGAGGUACCCGUCUACCUUGUGAGAACAAUCUUGACGGACUGAAAUUCGGUGCGAAAUAAGUCUCGGGAUACUUUGUGGACAAUAAACUGUCUCACCCAUCUCAUCCUGUUAAUUGUUAAAGAAAUCAGUGCCGGACAUACACACACAUAAUCACAUGCAUACACACAAUCAUCGUCCACCCACAAACUACCUUGCGACUUUUCUUCGUCCGAAUGAAGGGGCCCUGGGCCUCUCUCAUCAGUGUGACCGUGUUCGCGAAUCGCGGUACCUGACUGUGUUUCUAACUUAUUGCGUAUCCCCUUCGAUUUGUAAAAAAAUGUCCAUUUUGUGUAAAGAUAGAUAUAAAUUUAGUUUAAGUUCGUCUCUGGUGCAGAUUUUUGGAAUACCCAGCCCAUUUUUUUCUUUUUCUAUAUCGAUUCAUUGUACAAAUCAACUGUUACACACACCGACGGGCCUCUACGAGGUCUACACAGCAUUGUAAAAGAAGGGCAAUAAAGCGUUAUGAUAGGCUAAAAAAAUAGAGGAUAGUCUAAUUUGUUUUUAGAUCAGUGUGUUUUUCUUGAAUGUAUGAUAUAUUGUAAUUAUUUUUUAUUAAUUUUAUUUCUGGAAGGAGUGCUCGCACUUUCUCAUUCACUGCCAAACGUACGCCUAAGAGUUGGUACGAAAAACCCUGACGCCUGUGGGAGCUUUCAUUUUCGAAUUAUAGGGUUGGAAUUUCUCACGAGUCAACGUAUGGACCAUUCCAGGCGAUUUUGUGUUUUAUGUAAAUUUACAUAGUCUAUUAUGUAUUUUUUUACAUCGUGUAAAUUUACACAAGACUCCAGUACGGGUCGGGAAUUUGGAUUUGUAUGUAAUUUAUCGUAUAUUAUUUGAAUUUUGAUGGUACCAGGGGAUUUCCGUACGAUCUGUCAUCGUCGUUUGGCCUGAUUCAUUCCAAUGUAUCUUUAAUUGGACGAUUCGCCUCGAUUCAAUAUAUUUUUACUACAGAGGUUUUUAUGAGCUGUUCGUCUACUACUUAACAUGAUCUUGUAGAAAUUCAUUUGUAACAGUGCUGUAUGAUUUUUUUUGAGUGACUAUAAACGAUGGAUACAAAUUGUUUCAUAA